Messenger RNA from Ziziphus jujuba (common jujube), 526 nucleotides. Its product is annotated as uridine/cytidine kinase UKL1, chloroplastic-like. Lineage: Eukaryota; Viridiplantae; Streptophyta; Magnoliopsida; Rosales; Rhamnaceae. The transcript is spliced from 3 exons. Bases 51 to 365 code for a protein of 104 amino acids. The record is from RefSeq and is a predicted model, not a curated record.
GAUAUCUACUAGAUUCUCCAUCGAAAAUUUUUUGUGUAUAUAACUAAGGUAUGCCAUUUCAGCUUAUAUAUGAGAAACUUCCCAAGGAUAUUUCAGAACAUCAUGUCCUGCUUCUAGAUCCUGUUCUUGCUACAGGAAACUCUGCUAACCAAGCUAUUGAACUACUCAUACAGAAAGGGGUUCCAGAAUCGCAUAUCAUAUUCCUUAACCUCAUAUCUGCCCCUGAGGGAAUCCACUGUGUUUGCAAACGAUUCCCGUCUUUGAAGAUUGUGACCUCAGAGAUUGAUGUUGCACUGAAUGAAGAAUUCCGUGUCAUACAUGGAAUGGGCGAGUUUGGUGAUCGUUACUUUGGUACUGAUGAUUGAUCAAACAUAUGGGAUAUGUAGAUCACAAAAUUGUGAUUCACUACGUAAUGGUAUAAUGGUCUCAUAUACCUUGAAUUAGAUUGUUUUGUAGAAACUCAAAAGUGCAACUUUUUCAAUUUUAAGAAAUCCAACAGCAACGAGUUUCUUGGCUUGUAUUGCAA